AUGGGCGCUUCCAGCUCCCGCAACGAAUACGAAAAGGAAAAGGAAAAGAAAGAAGAAAUUCCCUUUCUUGAUCAGAUAGCAGUAGAUCGACUAUGUAGAGAGGCAUACACCGCCGGUGCGGAAGAUGCUGCUAUUCACUACCAGGGAGUAUUGGAGUCUCAGUGGCAACUCGAUGUGGCUGUUGGGGCAGGUGGAUGUGCAGCCACACUGCUCUUAUCGUAUAUGUACUUUAGUGCCCAAAUGGCAGAGAGGGAAGUGCGGGCUAAUCAACUCAUUAACGUGGAGAAAUCCAUGGUGCAACAACUGCAGCAGGAAAGUAAUGAGAUGCAAACCCGAAUGGCAAAUCUUGUAGAGGCAAACAGACAACAACAAAUUCGUCUCACAAGAUAUGAGACUCUGCUGCGGCGUACACGACAACAUCAGGCGAAAUUACGACGUACAGUUACACAAUUGCGACAACGUGGGGCUCAUCUCACGGGUGAAAUGAAUAACAUGCGAGAAUCGAUAACAAAAUUAAAUCAUCACAUGACAAUGGCACGAUACACUAGUAGUGGAAGUGUGGUAGUAGCGUUAGUUGGAUGUCUUGUUGCUAUGGUAUCUAUUCGAAGUGGUGAGAGUAGGAAGGAGUUAUCAUUGUAG
Trypanosoma theileri is the source of this 639-nucleotide messenger RNA. RefSeq lists its product as uncharacterized. The transcript has a single exon. Bases 1 to 639 code for a protein of 212 amino acids. Lineage: Eukaryota; Euglenozoa; Kinetoplastea; Trypanosomatida; Trypanosomatidae. The record is from RefSeq and is a predicted model, not a curated record.